Capsella rubella is the source of this 1029-nucleotide messenger RNA. RefSeq names its product protein TIFY 3B. The transcript has 5 exons. Gene Ontology annotation, biological process: regulation of defense response; regulation of jasmonic acid mediated signaling pathway; response to wounding. The coding region runs from base 101 to 697 and encodes 198 amino acids. The record is from RefSeq and is a predicted model, not a curated record. Lineage: Eukaryota; Viridiplantae; Streptophyta; Magnoliopsida; Brassicales; Brassicaceae. Gene Ontology annotation, cellular component: nucleus.
GAGGAUAUAUCUCUCGGAGCUUCCCGUUUCUGCAACGUCGUGGAGACAGGAGAAAAAUUUCAUAAGUUCUUUAAUCGGAGUAAAGAAAGAUCUACGAGUCAUGACUAUGAUGAAAGAUGAGCCUCGCUCUACCGUUGAAGGUGGAUGUGAUGUUGCCGGCGGUGACGGUGGCGCGGCUGCGAUCGGCGGUAACGGAACCGAGCACGGUGUCUUCGACGGAUCUGUUGAGAAAUCGAUUCACGAAGUUAGGUCCACGGAGAACACAUCAUCUGAGGCAGAUGCGUCAACUGUCCUUCCAAAUCAACUUACUAUUUUCUUUGGUGGGAGUGUUACUGUGUUUGAUGGACUCCCAGCAGAAAAGGUUCAAGAAAUCAUUCGAAUAGCUGCUAAAGCCAUGGAGACAAAGAAUUCUACGAGCACCAGUCCUGUCCCAUCGCCAGCACUGAACAGAGCUCCUUCAUUCUCAAGCACAUCUAAUGUAGCUUCACCAGCUGCACAGUCAUUUUCCAUUCAGCCAAUUUCGUUUUGCAGAUCCGCAGCUGAUCUACCUAUUGCAAGGAGGCAUUCGCUUCAACGAUUCCUCGAGAAAAGACGGGACAGAUUGGUCAACAAAAACCCUUACCCUACUUCCGACACCAAAAAGACAGAUGUGCCAAUAGGCAAUGCCUCUAUCAAGGAGGAAUUUCCGACUGUUUAGCAGAAGAUCAAACCUCAUGGCUACAAUAAGCUUUUAAAGGAAAUUAAGUAAAACUUUAUGUCAAUAUGGUUAAUAUGGUAAUCUAUCAUGUAUGCUGCUGUGUGUUGUAUGAUAGUGUCUGUAUAGGUUUGUCAGACAAACCGAAGAUUUGUUUGCAUGUCUGGAGUGGUCAGACAUGUUUGUCUUUUUACAAGUCGCUCUAAGGGAAGAGGAUCAUCUACUGAAGAAACUAUUGUGAUUUUAGAAACAGUGUCCUAGAGUCUUUUCUAACUAAUACUCUUGUUGUUAUGUUAUUGAACUUUGUUAUAUUUUCAAACAUAUUGUGUGUUUAA